Molecule: messenger RNA, 1543 nt
Organism: Gloeophyllum trabeum ATCC 11539
Lineage: Eukaryota; Fungi; Basidiomycota; Agaricomycetes; Gloeophyllales; Gloeophyllaceae
Product: seryl-tRNA synthetase
Exons: 3
Coding region: 20-1543 (507 amino acids)
Biological process (GO): mitochondrial seryl-tRNA aminoacylation
Cellular component (GO): mitochondrion
Molecular function (GO): serine-tRNA ligase activity; tRNA binding; ATP binding
Source: RefSeq, a predicted model, not a curated record
GCGCAGCCCGAGCAUCCAAAUGUCUGGCAUGCUGUCAUGUAGGACUCAAAGGCAUGUCGUCCGACGACUGUACGAAUUUUAUUCCAGAAGCAAAAAUUAUUCAACGCAACCUGAGAAGGGCACCUCUAGGCUACCUAAACCCAGACUGGACUAUCGCGGUCUCGUCGAAGACAUUAGUUUCAAGUCUCAUAACGCCUUCAAUCGAAAGGCACCACUUCCUAAUGGGGCCCUGCAGUCUAUCGCGCGUCUCUAUGCUGAUCAGAAAGCAAUCGCAACUGCUCUAAAUGCGAAACGCCAUGCACAGUCCACAAUUGGAGACCACAUACGCGCUAGCUCCGGAGACCCGGAAGCUAAGAAAGCAGCCCUGGAGGACGCCAAAUUUCUGAAGUCAGAAAUCGUGCACUUGGAGGAAGAACUGACUGCAACUGAAGACCGAUUGCUUGCACUAGCACUCGCGGUUCCGAAUGAUACGCACCCAUCGUCGCCUAUUGGACCUGAAGACGCCGCUUCUGUCUUGUCCAUUCAUGGUCCAGAACCGAUACCUGCAUCUUCGUCCAGGGACCAUGUGAGCAUCGCCCGGUGUCUCGGCCUCUUUGAUCUCGAGGCUGCGGCGACGGUUACAGGGUCCUCCUGGUAUUAUCUACUCAAUGAAGCAGCAUUACUCGAGAUGGCCAUAACGAAUUACGCGAUGUCUAUGGCUAUUGCACACGGGUUUACUCCGGUCACUACUCCCGACGUUGUCAGUCUAGACAUCGCACGCAGGUGCGGGUUUACCCCGCGGGACCCGCAAUCGAGCUCUCCAACCUCACAAAUGUAUCAUAUUACUCAGCACCCCGGGGCCGAGCAGGAGGGCCACCAUCCAGAACUUGUUCUUGCGGGUACCGCUGAAAUCCCGUUGGCCGGUAUGUUCGCUAACAAAGUGCUAAACUCUCGCGAGCUACCGGCCAAGGUCGUAGGCCUCGGCAAAGCCUUCCGAGCCGAAGCAGGUGCUCGAGGGGCAGACACCAGGGGUUUAUACCGAGUCCACCAGUUCACGAAACUAGAGCUAUUCGUCGUGACUACGCAGGAACAGAGCGAGCAAAUGAUGGACGAAAUGAAACAGCUGCAGACCCAAAUCUUCGAAGGACUUGGACUGACAUUCAGGGUGCUUGACAUGCCUACAGAGGAACUGGGUGCAAGUGCCUAUCGCAAAUAUGAUAUGGAGGCUUGGAUGCCAGGUCGUGGUUCUUGGGGAGAGAUUUCUUCCACCUCGAACUGCACGGACUACCAGUCUCGGCGCCUUCACAUCCGAUAUCGCCCGGAAUCGUUAUGCUCGUCAUCAGAGCCCAAAUCCUCUUCUCCCGCAGGACCAAAGACGCUUCCGUUUGCCCAUACUCUCAACGGCACUGCCGCAGCCGUACCCCGGCUCAUCGUCGCUCUCCUAGAAAAUGGCGCGCGUUUUGACAAAGUGGGGAACGUCGUGGGGUUAAAUCUUCCAAAGGCGCUUCAGCCUUUCUGGGUAGGGGCUAUUAAUAGUGAACGGGAUAUCAUCCGCUGGGUGUAA